AUGCCAGCAAAAGUUAAAAUUAAAAUCUUAUCAUGCAGAAAUCUCCCAGUUAUGGACAAAUCAAAUUUAACAACAGAUGCAUUUGUUGAAGUGAAAUUAGGAAACAUCACGUACAAGACAGACGUCAAAAGGAAGAGUUUAAAUCCUGUAUUUAAUUCUCAGUGGUUCCGUUUUGAAAUUGAUGAUCAGGAAAUUCAAGAUGAACUGUUGCAUAUACGCGUUAUGGACUAUGACACUUAUUCUGCUAAUGAUGCUAUCGGAAAAGUUUGUCUAAGUUUGAAUCCGCUUCUUCUGCAUAAUGAUUCGAAAGGACUGAAUGGCUGGUAUCCAAUUUAUGAUACAAUUCAAGGCAUUCGUGGGGAAAUCAAUUUCAUCGUUAAAGUUGAGCUAUUCUCUGAUGCCAAUAAAUUUAGACAAAGCUCAUGUGGCGUUCAGUUCUUUCAUUCAAAUUCAAUUCCUUUCGGUUAUCAUGCUGUAAUUCGUGGUUUUGUAGAAGAAAUGAUUGUUGACGAUGAUCCAGAACAUGAUUGGAUCGAUAAAAUCCGAAGAGCUUCCGCCUCUAAUGAAGCAAGACAGCAGACUUUCUUAAAACUAGCUGGACAGAUUCAAAGAAAAAUAGGCCUUAAAGCCAUCAAUCUUGGUGGAAAUGCAGUGUUGGGAUUUCAACAAAGAUUUGAUCUUGAGAAGGACACAAUAAUAGCCAGAGGAAUUGGAACUUCUGUAACACUCGUCAAAAUUCAAAGUGAACCUAUUAACCCUUCCAUGCAUGUACAGAACAACAUACCAGAGGAUGAAAAGUCGAAAACUGCUUCUAAAAAUAAUGAAAGUUUAAAAGUAGAUUUAAAAAUAGCAAGAGAUUUGGCUAAUGAGCGAAAUUUAGUAUUUGAGCAGAAGCAAAGACAGGAAAUUAACAAGACAUCACUUCAUCCUGAGCAUUCAAAAUCACUUUUGAGCGUGCCUUCCAUUUAUAUCGAUAAUCUUGAUACUGCAUCGACAAUUUCUACUCCAUUUGAUACUCCAUCAAUGUGUGAUGAACGUUCGAUUGAGGAUGUAGAAACUGUCAGCAUGAUUGUUAGAAAUGUAGAAGCGAUGGAUAGAAGCUUUUUUGAAUUUGAAUUGCCAAAUACUUCACAAGAAGCAACCACAAAAGACCAUCAUCAUGAAAUUAAGAAACAUCAUGAUUUUAUUCAUGAUUUGAAAGGAAGUAUUCAAGAGAAAUUUCACCAUUUAGUACAUCAUGAUCUCCAUUCUCAUAAAAAAGAGCUUCCUCAUGACCAUUCAAAAUCAAAAGAAAUACUUCAUGAUUUUAAAGAAAAUUUUAGUGGAAAAAUUCAUCAAAUUGCUGAAAAAAUUCAUCAUAUCCAUAUGCCACAUACCCAUCAUCAUGAAGAUACUCUUAUUGCGCAAGCCAUGCAAACAAUUUUAUUGGAACAAUUUAAUGUUGCGGAAGCUUCAACUUCUGUUCAAACACCUACACCAGCUGAUUCUAACGUCAUUCAAAAGAGAAAAUCCAGUUCCUCAAGUUUGCAAUCCAUCAAACAAAAAUUCAAUCUUUUUCAGCGACCACGUCGAUCAGUUGAUCUGCAAAGUGAAACGAAUAGCUUAAAAUCAAUUUGUGAAGUUAAUUCGGGUAGUCUUCCUGACAAAGAGCCUAUCAAACAAUUAUUUGAGGAUAACCAUCCAGAAGAAAAACUAUCGGUUGGGUCUUAUGAAUCGACAAUAACAAUUGUUCCUCUAUCGGAACAAAAAGCCAUCUCAAAAGAUGAUUUGAAGCUCAGUGUGCAAAACUUUGACUCAUUCAUAUCAAAUAAAAAAUCAUGCGAUAAUUGUUCUUGCAAAAGUGCAACAUUCACUGCUGAUACUAACAAAAAACCAUUGCAUGAAUCCCUCUUAUCUUUGUCUAGAAAUGAGUUGCUAUCUGCAAGUCCUAACGCAAAAGCACACACACGCACAGAAUCAAUAGGAUGCAAAUUUUCUGCGAGUCCUUCUAAGCAACAACAGACAUGUGCAUCUGGUGGAAGUUUGCCAGCAUCAACUGCAAUUUAUAGGCGCUCGUCAGAUUCCGACUUAAGCAUCACACCAAAAGGAAACUCAUUAACACCUGGUUUUGAUCGAAAUGCUGUAAAAAUGCCAUCGAGUGCAGUUCUGAAGCCUCUUAAUCAAGAAAAUAUGGACAUGCUUGAAUAUCCUUUCUUAACUCUUACGAAAUAUCCGAAAAAUUUCAUUAUUCAUCUCGGCGCUACUGUAAGUGCAAGAAGUGUCAAAUUACUAGACAAAUCAACAAAUCCUGAUGAUAUGGAAACUAGAGAUUCAUGGUUUAAUGAAUUGAGAAUGGAAAUUAGAGGACAUGCAAAAUCAUUAGGAUGCAAUGUAGUUUUAGGAUACAAUGAAACUGUUUGUGUUAAUGACGACAUCACAAUUUUAUCAGCAACUGGAACAGCAGCUAUUAUAAAUCUUCAUUAUUCAGACAGCAAUAAUCAUGAAGACGGUGAAAUUAAAAUUUCAAAAACGGUAAACCCCAAAGAGUUAUUACUUGCAACAUCUGUGGAAGAAACAAUGCAAACGGUUGAAGAAAAUAAUCAAAAGAUUAUAAUUUCAUCUGACAUAGACGAAAAAUUGAAUGGAGAAGACAUCAACGACGUUCUUAAUAACGUUUCGGCUAAUGCAUCUGGAAACAAUGCAAUUAACGGAAAGCAUGCGCCACAAAGUUGCAACAUUUGUCACAUACCUUAUUCUCGUUCAUCAAUUCAAGUUGGUGGAGCUAAUAUUGGGAAGUGCUGUGUAUGCAAGCGCGGCUAUGUUCCAGACGUUAUUUUAGCAACUAUUGAAUUGCCAGACAAUCUUCAAGUUGUUGGAACAGGAUGCUUAAUUCAGGCAACUGUCUGCAGACCAAAGCGAGAUUUACGCUCAGAAUCAAAUGCCAAAGAAAUAAGCGAUGGAUUGCCAUUUUUAGAAUACGAGCUGCACCGUUUGCUUAUAAAUAAGCUGAAAGUUAAAGGAAUGAAUGGAAUAUUUCGUCUAAACGUUCAAGUAACUAUUGGUGACAAAAUAAUGUCUCUUAUAGGCACUGGCACUGCUGUAUACAUGUCGGCGCUGCAUCCUCCAGUAGUUCCAAAAAUUGUAGCAGGAAAUGCCUUCAAUGAGUCUUCUGAGAAACUUGCUGAACUUCAAAAAAACAUACAGAAUACAGUUGAAAAAAAUCGCGAGACAUACCGUUUGACAAAUCAACCAGUCGUCAACGACAUUAUUAAUGAUAUUCAAAAAUUAAAUAAAAACUUUUCUGACACAGAAGACUCGGAUAAUGAAGAAAAAUUAGAUUAUGCAAUAGGAAAUAAACAAACAUGCAUAUUGGAAAUUGAUGAUAUUCAAGAUUUGGAAUUAUUCAACAUGCUGAUGGAGCAAAGCUCACAUGAAGGAAUAAAAAUAGUAAAUAAUCAAAAAGUUCCAGGAUAUGAUUAUGACGUGGAAAAUAUUCGAAACUUGCAAAUGUUUGUUCAAGUAUGGCGCACAAAAAUGCCAUCAAGUCACCAGUCAAAUAGUAAUUUCGCACGUCAUUUUCAACGUCUAUUACAGUCGAUAUUCUUUAAGCUGCGUGGUGCCGUUCCUUGUCAUAUAACAAAUGUACAGUUCCAAUUAGAUUUACCUCAGGACGAGAUACAGCUCUUAAUUACGGGAAUGGUUCUAAAAGCGACAACAAAGGCUAAAAGUAAACUUGUGCAAUCUAUUAGCCAUGACAGAAAACUUGACGAGGAACUAAUAUUUAGUUUAGAAGAAGAAGAUGCAAUAUCGGAAAUUACUUCACCACAAAAUAAGCUACAUAAAAAAAGCUCAGGACAAUUUAUAAAUUCAACAAAAAUGACAUUUAGGAAUGAUAAGUUCGUCGAUAUUUCACCGUUAAGUUUUGUUCCUGGAGCAAAAAUCGAAAAAUAUCUAGGCAAUUUGAACUUUUGCUUUAUCCGUGAAACGCAAAAUGUUCGAGACUACGGAGGUAUUUGCGGAUUUGUUCAUACCUUUAUAACUGAGCUUUUGUCCAUUGUACGAGCACAUAUUCACAUAUUGGGUGGUAAUAUGCUAAUCGCAUAUUAUAUGACAGAAUUGAUAUUAAUUGAUAAUCCACACAAAAAUCAAGCUCAGUGCUUAGUCAACGUGGGCGGAGAUGCAGUCUUUUGUACUUAUGAUGACAAUUAA
Chironomus riparius is the source of this 4188-nucleotide messenger RNA. The record is from the annotation of a GenBank genome assembly. NCBI's taxonomy places the organism in Eukaryota, Metazoa, Arthropoda, Insecta, Diptera, Chironomidae.